This is a messenger RNA of Ornithodoros turicata, 1497 nucleotides long. RefSeq lists its product as uncharacterized. The record is from RefSeq and is a predicted model, not a curated record. Bases 56 to 1363 code for a protein of 435 amino acids. The transcript has 7 exons. NCBI's taxonomy places the organism in Eukaryota, Metazoa, Arthropoda, Arachnida, Ixodida, Argasidae.
CUGUGGAAGCUACAGCCUACAGCUGCACUCCACUGCGAAUGGUGUGGGAGUGUGGAUGCUCACUUUGCAACCUACUUUCGAGUUUGGUUGUGCGGUUGGUCUCGCUGCGAUGGCUCGAGGAUUUGUGUACGGGAAGCGUAAGCGGAAGAAGAGGUUCAUGGCGGAUUUGGGUCGCAGAGGUAUUCGUGUUCGACGGUCUGGAAAGUCAUCUGUUGAAGAAGCAACGUUGGUCACAAGUGAUUCCAUCCGCAUCAAGGAGGAACUCCAGGACGAUGACUUCUCUCUUUUGCCAGAGAAUGAUGAAGGCAGAGAAGAACCUGUCGGUGCUGACUACUCAGAAACAACAACGACGACAGCAGCUGCAAGUGAUCCUUUUGGCAUCAAGAUGGAAGCUUGCACCACCAGCUGUUCAUUCUUGCCCGGGAAAACGGAGGAAUUUAUGGCCGACAGCUGUCCAGCUGCAAUGAUGGCUGGGAAUGACUCCAUCUGCAUUAAAGAAGAACUGCAUGGGACCAGCUCACAUGUCUUACCAGGAGAAAACCAUGGAACCAGUGAAGAACUUAUCACUGGUGACUGUCCAGGUGCUAGCAGCGGCGAGGCAGAAGGCAGCCAAUCAGCAUCGACUGGUGGGACUGCAAAGAGGACAGUAGGAGUCGAGUGGACCGAAGGCGAGACGAAGUUCCUGCUGGACAAGUAUGCGGCGUACCUCCAAAUGAUUGGACCUCUAAAACAGUUCGAAAACAGAAGGGUAAUGUUCACGCAGAUAUCGGACGACAUCCGCGAUACAUUAGGCACAGAGAAGAACCACAUCCAGUGCGAAAAUCGCAUAAAGACGGUACUGCGACGGAAGAAGCCCACCACGGGGAAUAAUUUCCGACCAGGAGCUCCGCCGCGCCCAGAUCCGUACGAGGAAGAGUCUAGGGCCAUCGCGUUGAAGGACAACGGUGCACACCCGGAACUCCUAUGCAAUGCCUCUUUUAUCGCAUUCAGGGGUGCAUCAACCGUGCCCCUUGCCUUCCAACAAACUGCGACACCGGCCCCUGAGGAUGGAACUCCAGCUGCGACACCACGGGGGUCAACAAGUGACGAAACUGGACAGCGAGACAGUGAUGCAGACGACGCGGCUGCAGUUUCGGGGCCUCGAAGCCGCAGCCGAUGGCAAGGCACGGUCCAAAUGCAAGACAUGAACUUCUUCUUGGAGAAGUUCGAGGAGAUUGAAGAGAAGAGGGCAAAGAGGAGAGAUGAGCGUGAAGAGAGGAGGAAAAAGGAAAUGGAGCAGAGAGAGAGGAGAAGAGAAGAGAGGCAUCAGGAAAAGCUCGAAAUGAUGCGGAGAAUCCUCGAAGCGUGCAAGAAUGAUAACUGAACUGAGCGCUCUGCUUUCAUUUUGUGUUAGCUGUGAAACAAAUUUUUUAUCAACCAUCUCCACGAAUAGUAGAACAAUUUUCAGUCAUCAUUUCUUUUUUCAACCCUGUCACAUAGUAAAAUACCAUCGAAGCU